Messenger RNA from Galleria mellonella (greater wax moth), 507 nucleotides. RefSeq lists its product as uncharacterized. Bases 1 to 507 code for a protein of 168 amino acids. The record is from RefSeq and is a predicted model, not a curated record. Lineage: Eukaryota; Metazoa; Arthropoda; Insecta; Lepidoptera; Pyralidae. The transcript has a single exon.
AUGAGUAGAAACACGCGAUAUAAUAAGAAAUUGACAAAAAUUACCAACAUCAAUGAGGAUUGUUCUGAGGUGUCCUACGAAGAAGAUCAAUAUGAAUUAGGUGAAAGUGAUGAUUACAGUAAAGAUUCUGAAUCCACUGAAACUGCAGAAAUGGAAGGAUCUUCGGAUAGUGAAAAGGAAAACCUCUUCAAUAUACGUCGUAACAAGAAAAGGAGGCGGAUUAUUUCUAGUUCUGACACCGAGGAUGAGAGGACGAGUAUUCCAAGUACAUCCAGAGAUGUAAUGGAAGAAAUUGAAAUUGCAGUUGACGGGACACGGUGGGUGAGACUGAAAGCAGGGAAAUCUAGGGGUAGGCCGUCCGUUCAUACUAUAUUCAAGGAUAUCGUAGGGCCUACUGGUUACACAAAAAGAAAUAUUAUGUCGGGUUGUGUAACUAGUGCUUUUGAAUUGAUAAUUGACAAACCGAUAAAUUUGCACUCAUUUCUGAAGUAUGGAACAGAUUUAUAA